Molecule: messenger RNA, 2268 nt
Organism: Acipenser ruthenus (sterlet)
Lineage: Eukaryota; Metazoa; Chordata; Actinopteri; Acipenseriformes; Acipenseridae
Exons: 5
Coding region: 692-1465 (257 amino acids)
Source: RefSeq, a predicted model, not a curated record
AAACCUUUUGCAAUAAACAGUUUAAAUGUGGCACCCUACACCACUGAUGCCAAAUGCAUUUUCCCUGUGUUGUGUUGGAAGUGGGUUUGGGGUGUUUUAACAUGAUGUAAAUCCUAACUGAAAAGCCCCUCUUUUUCAGAGGCUGUCUCCCAGCCUGAGGUACACUCGACCUGUCUGUCCCAAGGGGAGGUGCUGCUGGUCUGCACAGUGUAUAAAGGGGAUAAUGUUUCAUUUAACUGGAGUUUAGAUGGAGUGCCGCUGAAUCCCAGCCUUGCUUACUUUAGUGAUGAAGAAUAUGUUGUAAUAUUGAAGAAGCAUGUCUCAGGUAAUCUUGUCUGCAUUGCUACAAACCAAGUCAGCACAAACCAGAGCGACUCUGUGAUACCAAACUGCUCAGGUAGGAAAAAUAAACAUGUUAUUUGUCUUGCCUUGCUUUAUAUAGAGCUGCCUUGUUGUUUCUAUAUCAGACACAUCAACAAUUAUUAAGAAAUUAAAAACAGUGUAUAGGUAGUAGACAUUUUAGGACCUUGUUAUUUUUUAAGAAUCAAACACAGUGUGCCUACUUUUGAGAUACAAAACCAUUAAAAGAAAUGUAUACAUAAACAGAUAAUGCUUCAUUAACUGCAGUUUAGAUGGAGUGCUGCUAUAUACCAACCUUGCUUAUUUCAGUGAUAAAGAACACAUUGUAAUAAUGAAGAAAAUGUCACUGGAGUUCUUCUCUGCAUUGCUAAAAACCAAAUCAAUGAAGAGCAGAGUGACUGACUCUGUGAAGUCAAACUGCUCAGGUUCUGAACCCAAGAUGAAUCUGACAUCCACACCCAAUCUAGUAACCCACUUCCAUUGCACCCUGAAGAAUGGGACAGUUAUCAUAUUAUCUGGGGACAAAGCAGGAGGGGCUUUUCAGUUCUUAAUCAAUAAGAGCAUAAUAAUAACAAACUAUACACAUGGGAUUGCAUUUUGCAGUCUACAAACCUGCUCUUCAAAUUGCUCUGGUAAUUUAACCACAAAGCCUGGUGAUGCCAGUAAUGCAGAGGAUGCCGAUAUUCUUAAAUAUGUCCUUGGUGGAAGUGCUCUUCUUGUGAUCGUCAUGCUUUCAUUUACACUCUUGUGCAUGUGUAAGAAUAAAAAAAGGAAGGAGAAUGCCCAUUCGGUGAUUACACAAAACAGGAGUGAUGAACAGCAAGCUUCCCUAUCCACAAUGAUACCAGAGACUGCAAGCACAGCAAUCCAAGAUGACCAACUUUAUACUCAGGUUAUUAAAAAAGGUGGAAAAAAGAAAUCCAAAUGCAAGCCUAAAGAGGACAGUGAGCUGGUUUAUGCCCAGGUUGUUAUAAAAGAGAAGAAGAAGAAACCUAUUCAUGACGAAUCUGUGGAUUAUGAUGAAGUUAAGGAGAAAGACAAGAAUAAUCAACAACAGGAUGACAGCGUGGUUUAUGCUGCUAUUAACAAACAAAGAAAUAUAUAAUUGAAGGCAUUGUUUGGUACUGUAUUUAUAUAUAUACAUAUAUAUAUAUAUAUAUAUAUAUAUAUAUAUAUAUAUAUAUAUAUAUAUAUAUAUAUAUACAGUAUAUAAAUGAACCGUAUUGCGCUACAGGUGUUCUCCAGCAAAAGCAUUAUUCAGAAAGUCUAUAUCAUUAUCCUCAAUUAGGUGCUGCCAAGCGGAAUAAACAUACAUCCAAUUUCUUGCACGUGCAAAGAACAAAUUUAUAGCACACACAAAAUAUUAAUAUAUAAUAAUUUCUUUAUCAUAUUUAUUUUUUAAAAAGGCAUAGCAUUCUUCCGGUUUUGGCACAAAUGUGCAUUCAUCAGAAUAGCACAUCAAACUGGAUUACAUCCCUUUCCUAUAGCAGAGUUCUUCCCUGUAUGUAUUUUAGCACUUUAGAAUUUUAGUGGUUUAAUUAUGAAAUUGUAUUAAUGACCAGAAGCUGAUCAUUUGUGAUUAAUUAUGGAUGAUUGAUAAAUGUUUGUAUAUCACAUUAAUUAAGUUAAUGUGAUAGUUGCGGUUUGAAAAACUGUUUCUGACUUGUUAAUUGGAACUAAUAUAGAACUCCUGAGUGAAUUUGAUCAACUAUCCUAAUGAAGGCACACAUGUGCCGAAACCAUUGUUAACCAUUUGUUAAGUCUGUUUUAAGUUGCUUGGCUUUAAGUUUAGGAGCCUCUAUUCAGUUCUAGUUGACAUAAGCAUUAGCCCUGCUAAUUUUUUUUUGCUUUUUACAUGUAAAGUUUUUCAUCUAAAAUAUGCUAAGCAAUUGCAUUAGGUGUACUAAU